ACAGCACUAACUAAACUCAUUGAAUCAGAACAGCACUUGUCCAUCUCAAAGAGGAAAAAUUAUUUUUUGCUAUCCACCCCAGCUGGAAUUUAGACCAGACUUACAGGCUUUCUGCUCCUUCCUUCAGUGAAGAAGAGUCUCCAGGGUCCCUCUAGUGCAGGUCAAAGAAGUCCAGAAGUCUGAGUUCAGCUCCCUAGGGUCUCCCCAGCCAGUCUCCUGGGCCAAGAGCUGGCUUUGCAAGGUUGGUGUGCUCAACUGUAAGUCUACAGCCUGCCUCCAUAUCCCAAUCUGUAACCAGCAGGUCUGUCAGCGUGGAUGGGUGUGGAGCUCCAUGGGUGCAAGAUGAUAAUUCCAUUCCGCGUUCCUGUGCUUUGGAGUUUGCAUGAAAACAUCCUACUAAAGCCCUGGGAAAAGAGACAAACGGUGAAGAGGAGAAUGAAAGAUUUCAGGAGGGAGCUCCUGUUUUAGCCCUGCCACCUACCUGGGGGCCCUCUGGCUACCAGUGUCCUUGGAGGGGCCUCCUUGCUGCUUCUCCCACUAAGGAGCUCUGGAGCCUUAGGACCAUGGACACUCUCAACAGGAACCAAAUAGGCCCUGGAUGCAAGACCCAGACCAUGGUGCAGAAAGGACCCUUGGACCUGAUCGAGACAGGCAAAGGGCUGAAAGUGCAAACGGACAAACCCCACCUGGUGAGCCUGGGCAGUGGGCGACUCAGCACAGCCAUCACCCUCCUGCCGCUGGAGGAAGGGAGGACGGUGAUUGGCUCUGCAGCCAGAGACAUCUCACUACAGGGCCCAGGCCUGGCUCCAGAGCACUGCUACAUCGAGAACCUGCGGGGCACCCUCACCCUCUACCCCUGUGGCAAUGCCUGCACUAUUGAUGGUCUCCCUGUCCGGCAGCCUACCCGGCUCACUCAGGGCUGCAUGUUGUGCCUGGGUCAGUCCACCUUCCUUCGCUUUAACCACCCAGCUGAAGCCAAGUGGAUGAAAAGCAUGAUUCCAGCAGGGGGCCGAGCCCCUGGGCCCCCCUACAGCCCUGUUCCUGCAGAAUCAGAAAGUCUGGUAAAUGGGAUCCACACCCCACAGCCUGCAACACGGGGACCCUCGGCCUGUGCCAGCCACAGUUCCCUGGUAAGCUCUAUUGAGAAGGACCUGCAAGAGAUCAUGGACUCACUGGUGCUAGAGGAGCCUGGAGCUGCUGGCAAGAAGCCUGCCACAACCUCUCCACUGUCGCCGAUGGCUAAUGGUGGGCGCUACCUGCUGUCUCCCCCAACCAGCCCUGGUGCCAUGUCUGUGGGCUCCAGCUAUGAGAACACCUCUCCAGCCUUCUCUCCACUCUCUUCACCAGCCAGCAGUGGAAGCUGUGCCAGUCACUCACCCAGUGGGCAAGAGCCAGGACCUUCUGUGCCCCCGCUGGUACCUGCCCGUUCCUCCAGCUACCAUCUGGCCCUGCAGCCCCCACAGUCCCGCCCAAGUGGUGCUCGCUCUGAGAGUCCUCGGCUGAGCAGGAAAGGGGGCCAUGAGAGGCCUCCCAGCCCUGGCCUCCGGGGUCUGCUAACAGACAGCCCUGCAGCUACUGUGUUGGCGGAGGCCCGGAGAGCCACUGAGAGCCCCCGGCUGGGUGGGCAGCUGCCUGUGGUGGCCAUCAGCCUGAGUGAAUACCCAGCUUCUGGUGCUCUCAGUCAACCCACCAGCAUUCCUGGCAGCCCUAAGUUCCAGCCUCCAGUCCCUGCUCCCCGAAACAAGAUUGGCACACUCCAGGACCGCCCUCCCAGCCCUUUCCGUGAGCCUCCAGGCAGUGAGCGGGUGCUAACAACUAGCCCCUCACGCCAACUAGUGGGCCGAACAUUUUCAGAUGGGUUAGCCACCCGUACCCUGCAGCCUCCUGAGAGUCCCCGCCUGGGCCGGCGGGGCCUGGACAGUAUGCGAGAACUACCCCCCUUAAGUCCAUCUCUGUCCCGGCGAGCCCUCUCCCCACUGCCCACCCGGACCACCCCAGAUCCCAAGCUAAGCAGGGAAGUGGCAGAGAGUCCUCGGCCCCGGCGCUGGGCAGCCCAUGGGGCUUCACCAGAGGACUUCUCCCUGACUCUGGGGGCACGGGGCCGUAGGACACGGAGCCCCUCACCCACACUGGGUGAGUCUCUGGCACCCCGCAAGGGCAGCUUCAGUGGCAGGCUGAGCCCAGCCUACAGUCUGGGCUCUCUUACUGGGGCUUCACCCUGCCAAAGUCCCUGUGUCCAGAGGAAGCUCUCCAGCGGGGACUUGCGGGUGCCUGUCACAAGGGAGCGGAAAAAUAGCAUCACAGAGAUCAGUGACAAUGAGGACGACCUCCUGGAGUACCACCGGCGACAGCGCCAAGAGCGGCUCCGGGAGCAGGAGAUGGAGAGGCUGGAACGCCAGCGCCUGGAGACCAUCCUGAACCUAUGUGCCGAAUACAGCCGGGCUGAUGGGGGAUCUGAGGCCGGGGAGCUCCCCAGCAUUGGGGAGGCCACCAUAGCAUUGGCACUGGCAGGCCGGAGGCCCUCACGAGGCCUUGUAGGGGCCUCUGGGCGGAGCAGCGAGGAGCCUGGAGUUGCCACCCAACGCCUGUGGGAGAGUAUGGAGCGCUCAGAUGAGGAAAAUCUCAAGGAGGAGUGCAGCAGCACUGAGAGCACCCAGCAGGAGCAUGAAGACACACCUAGCACCAAGCUCCAGGGAGAGGUGCUAGCCCUGGAAGAGGAGCGGGCUCAGGUGCUGGGGCGCGUGGAGCAGCUCAAGGUCCGUGUGAAGGAGCUAGAGCAGCAGCUGCAGGAGUCAGCCCGAGAGGCCGAAAUGGAGCGAGCACUGCUGCAGGGAGAGAGGGAGGCAGAGCGGGCACUGCUGCAGAAGGAGCAGAAGGCAGUGGAUCAACUGCAGGAGAAGCUGGUGGCCUUGGAGACAGGCAUCCAGAAGGAGAGGGACAAGGAGAGGGCGGAGCUGGCCGCGGGACGGAGGCACCUGGAGGCCCGCCAGGCGCUCUACGCCGAGCUCCAGACGCAGCUCGAUAACUGCCCCGAGUCAGUGCGGGAACAGUUACAGGAGCAGCUGAGAAGGGAGGCAGAGGCCCUGGAGACUGAGACAAAGCUCUUUGAGGACUUGGAGUUCCAGCAGUUGGAGCGGGAGAGCCGCGUGGAGGAGGAGCGUGAGCUGGCCGGUCAGGGGCUGCUCCGGAGCAAGGCUGAGCUGCUCCGCAGCAUCGCCAAGAGGAAGGAGCGCCUGGCCGUCCUGGACAGUCAGGCUGGGCAGAUCCGGGCUCAGGCCGUGCAAGAGUCAGAACGCCUGGCCCGGGACAAGAAUGCCUCCUUACAGCUGCUGCAAAAGGAGAAGGAGAAACUGACUGUGCUGGAAAGGAGAUACCACUCACUCACAGGGGGCAGGCCUUUCCCGAAGACUACGUCGACCCUCAAAGAGAUGGAGAAGCUGCUACUCCCUGCUGUAGACUUAGAGCAGUGGUACCAGGAGCUGAUGGCCGGGCUGGGGACUGGCCCCACUGCAGCCUCCCCUCACUCUUCUCCCCCGCCUCUGCCCGCCAAAGCUUCCCGUCAGCUGCAGGUUUACCGCUCCAAGAUGGAUGGCGAGGCCACCAGCCCCCUUCCCCGGACCCGCAGCGGCCCCCUCCCCUCCUCCUCUGGCUCUUCCUCCUCCUCCUCCCAGCUCAGCGUGGCUACCCUGGGGCGUAGCCCCUCCCCAAAGAGCGCUCUACUCACCCAGAAUGGCACGGGCAGCCUUCCUCGCAACCUGGCAGCCACGCUGCAGGACAUCGAGACCAAGCGCCAACUAGCUCUGCAACAGAAGGUCGAGUCGCUUCCCGCCGAGCCCCUCCCAACCGACGACCCAGCAGGACAACAGGUGAUUGAAGAGCAACGGCGGCGACUGGCUGAGCUGAAGCAGAAAGCGGCAGCUGAGGCACAGUGCCAGUGGGAUGCCCUGCACGGGGCAGCCCCCUUCCCAGCGGGCCCCUCGGGCUUCCCCACUCUCAUGCACCACUCUAUCCUACACCACCUGCCUGCGGGGCGGGAGCGUGGGGAGGAGGGUGAGCACGCCUACGAUACGCUGAGUCUGGAGAGCUCUGACAGCAUGGAGACCAGCAUCUCCACUGGGGGCAACUCGGCCUGCUCCCCUGACAACAUGUCCAGUGCGAGUGGUCUGGACAUGGGGAAGAUCGAGGAGAUGGAGAAGAUGCUGAAAGAGGCUCACGCAGAGAAGAACCGUCUCAUGGAGUCGAGGGAGCGGGAGAUGGAGCUGCGGCGGCAGGCCCUGGAGGAGGAGCGGCGGAGGCGUGAGCAGGUAGAACGGAGGCUACAGAGUGAGAGUGCCCGGAGGCAGCAGCUGGUGGAGAAGGAGGUCAAGAUGCGGGAGAAACAAUUUUCCCAGGCACGACCCCUGACCCGCUACCUGCCAAUCCGGAAGGAGGACUUUGACCUGAAGACACAUAUUGAGUCAUCAGGCCAUGGUGUUGAUACCUGCCUGCACGUGGUGCUCAGCAGCAAGGUCUGCCGUGGCUACUUAGUCAAGAUGGGCGGCAAGAUUAAAUCAUGGAAGAAGCGCUGGUUUGUCUUCGACCGGCUCAAGCGCACCCUUUCCUAUUAUGUGGACAAGCAUGAGACGAAGCUGAAGGGAGUCAUCUAUUUCCAGGCCAUUGAGGAAGUGUACUACGACCACCUACGCAGUGCAGCCAAGAGCCCGAACCCAGCCCUCACCUUCUGCGUGAAGACCCAUGACCGGCUGUACUACAUGGUGGCCCCAUCUGCAGAGGCCAUGCGCAUCUGGAUGGAUGUCAUCGUCACAGGGGCUGAGGGCUACACUCAGUUCAUGAACUAACUGCUGUGGGCCUCCUGGCAGAGCACAACGGAGGCUUUUGUAUAAGAAGACUUUAAUAUUCUAUAAAGAGCUUGGUCCUGUGAGUUUCUGGGCUCUGGCCUCCUGAAGAACCAGCCAGAAGAAGAAAAGUGGAGGUGGCUUUGCUGCCUCCUGGGAGCCCAGAACUUGCAGUAACCCUUUAGGGUCCUGCCCCGGGCCCAGCCAGGGCUGAGGAGCUGUUACAGAGAGGGCCUCAGCUCUGACCUGACACCUGCUCUCCCCAGCCUGUUUUCUUUUUUCUAAAAGACAAAUUAUGGUACCAUAAGCUGCCAAAGAUCCCCUCCUGCCUCAGACCCCUUUGCCAGGGGCUUUGGGGGCUGAGCAGAACCACAUCCAGAGUGGGGUAAUAGCUCAGGCAGCCCACUUCCCACUUCUCAAACCCCACUCUGCCCCAUUGUUCUCCUUUCCCAUAUCCUUUGUAUCACCUUGCUCAAGGGCCAGAGAUCUCAAGUGUCAUCCUUGAGGUCCCAGCUCCAUCCCGUAGUUGCAGACCCAUCACCAUGGUUACCAUAGCGACUGCUUCAUUGCCAUGGUUACAUACUAAUUGCUGCAGCUCUGUGGCCCAGCCCACUGCUUCAACUGUGGGCCAUCUGAGGGUACGUGCCAUCAUCUCUCCAGCCCAGGCCCCUGGGCAUCUCAUGCUGGGGGAAAGGGACUGAACACCUGUUCCCUGCCCCAUGCCUGUGUCUUCAGCCCUUAUGCACAGCCUGCCAGCCCCCCAGUCCAGCCCUCUCCCUUCCAUUGGUGCCUUGCUUAGAGCCAGAAGGGAUGAAGCCGGGGGAUCUAGGAAACAGAGGAGGAGCGAUGCGGUUGGGAGGGGAAGCUAGAAAGGUUAUAGUUGGAGUUCUGUACAGGGUCGAGUUUCCGACAGGGAAAGAGGAUUCCUCCGAUGCUCCUAGAGGGAAAGCCUGAGCAGGAGAUGAUGCAGCAGAGGGGAAGGGCCCUGUGGUGCCACUGCCCUUCCUUCAGCCUCCGAAGGGCGAUGGAAAUGGAGAGUGGAGGACCAGGCCUCCAGCUGUCCGGCCUCGCCCUUCACGCCUUAACACAAAGCCCACCUCCCCUUCUCUCCUUCCCAGCAUUAAGCCCUUGAUUGCGUGGGCCCAGGCUGGGGGUUUUCAGUAUUUGUAAGCAUUUCAGCAGAACAAUAAAGCCUUUGGACUACG
Messenger RNA from Chlorocebus sabaeus (green monkey), 6040 nucleotides. Lineage: Eukaryota; Metazoa; Chordata; Mammalia; Primates; Cercopithecidae. The record is from RefSeq and is a predicted model, not a curated record.